Messenger RNA from Danio aesculapii, 684 nucleotides. It is a transcript of the gene rida, whose product is annotated as reactive intermediate imine deaminase A homolog. The coding region runs from base 112 to 513 and encodes 133 amino acids. Gene Ontology annotation, cellular component: cytosol. Gene Ontology annotation, molecular function: deaminase activity. The transcript has 6 exons. The record is from RefSeq and is a predicted model, not a curated record. Lineage: Eukaryota; Metazoa; Chordata; Actinopteri; Cypriniformes; Danionidae.
UUAACAGUCAGCUAAAGUAGCAGUUAUUUGUGCGGGGCGGUGCUUCAGAAAGCGCACUCAGUGACUCUGACUCACAGUUUUUGGUGCAACUUGUCAUACCGUCUGGACGAAAUGUCUUCUGUUAAAAAAAUCAUACAUGCACCUAACACGCCUACAUCGGGCAUAUACAGCCAGGCUGUUUUGGUGGACCGCACAAUGUACAUCUCAGGACAGCUGGGCAUGGAUCCAGCAUCAGGACAGCUGGCGGCGGGAGUUCAGGCUCAAGCCAAACAGGCACUCAUUAACAUUGGGGAGAUUCUGAAAGCUGCAGGAUGUGGAUAUGAAAACGUCGUAAAGGCCACAGUGCUGAUGACAGACAUUAAUGAAUUCAAUACUGUCAACGAUGUUUACAAGCAGUUUUUCAAGAGCAAUUUCCCAGCUAGAGCUGCUUAUCAAGUCGUGGCCCUGCCCAGAGGGGGGCUUGUUGAGAUUGAAGCAGUCGCUGUACUGGGACCGAUUACAGAGGCCUCCUGACUAUAUGAUCCCAGAAUGCAUCACAAAUUGUAAAUAGAGUUAGUUAUUUACUGACUAACCACAUUACGGAUUACAAAUUCCAGCAUGACUGGAUUACUAUAGAAAGAAAAACAUUCCCUGCCAUCAUCUGAUGCCUUUUUCACUAAUCAUUAAAAGAUUUUUACUUUGUGA